AUGGCACUCCUAAGACAUGCUCCCCUCUAUGUCUCCACCAGAUUGGCCCGAUUGACGAGACUCGUUGCCUUCCCCCACAAUAUUGCCGGCCCCUUAUGGUCAACAUGUCGACCACGGCCACCAACAAUAUCUGCAUCUGCCACCGCCAUUCGCCCCUUGUCAGCAGCAGCGAGCAGAUUGGGAAGAAAAGUCGAGGUUGCACAGCAACAGGACGUCAGCGACAACGAUGAAUUGGCAAAGGAGAGCCAGCUUCAGCAUGGCCGCAAGGGUGCGCGCAAAAUAGCCGGCAAGACGUCCUCUCUGCGAAGCAUCGCCGUGGAGGCACAAAAUGCACGCAACUUCGUUGUAAAAUCCAGAGGCGGGACACGCUUCAUCGACCCUGACGCCGAAACCAAGACGGUGACCGCCUACUGCGCCGCUGAAAUCUACGACCUUUCCACGGCCGCUCGACUGGUCAAAGCCCAAGGCUACGACCUCGAUCCUUACCAGACAGGCCUCUUUCCCCAAGUCAUCCACGUCCAGAUCAGCGAGAAGCCUUCCGAAGUAAAGGACUACCAACAGGGUGACAUCUUCAUCUUCCCCUCAGGCACAGUGGUCGCUUGGAACGUCCGCGAGCGAGAAGCCCUCAAGUUCAUCAACCAAAUCCUCCCUCCAGCAGCAGAAGGCUCGCACCUCGAUCUGCUCGAGACAGAAGAUCUAGAUUACCUCGAAGAUCCCAGCAAGGAAACCAGCCAAGUGGUUGGCGACACCAUUGUCCUCGGCACCAAAGCCGAACCCGCAGACCAUCAUCCCUCAGACCCCUCAUCCCCAUCCCACCCAAACACGACCAACACAUCCCCAACCACAAUCCUCCAUCCCACCCCACCAGACCAACGCCACGAAGUCGACACCAUCCUUGCCAAAAUUGCCUUCUCCUCCGGUCUCGCCCGCUCCACCAAGCUCGCCGUCCUCGAAACCCUCCUCUCAAACUACCAACACUCGACCCGCGACAUCCCCACCAUGCUCGCCUCAUCCCAACCCACCUCUCUCCCCAAGCGCACAAAAGCACCCUUCACCCGCUCCUUCAUCCUCCGCAAAACCGGCGAACUCCUCUCCAUCCGCGCUCAGCUCAACCUCUACUCCGAGCUCACCGACAGCAUGCCCGACAUCUUCUGGGAUUCGCGCCACGAGCUCGGCCUCGGCGAGUAUUACGACCAGGUCGGUCGCGCGCUGGAUGUCGGCGUGAGGAUCAAGGUGUUGAAUGAUAAGAUUGGGUUUGCGCAGGAGAUUGCAGCCGUGCUGAGGGAGCAGUUGAGUGAGAAACAUGGGUUGAGGCUCGAGUGGGCUAUUAUAGCCCUCAUUGCUGUCGAGGUCGUCUUGGAAUUCUAUAGGCAUUGGGUGGAGAGGGUGGAGAGGGAUGAUCCGGGUAGUGUAGAGGCGCUGUUACGGCAGUAUUUGACCAAGGUGAUGAGGGAAGAGGACGAAGAGACUAAGGAGAAAGCAAGCGUGACAACGACGAAAAACCAAAUUUAG
Molecule: messenger RNA, 1512 nt
Organism: Plenodomus lingam JN3
Lineage: Eukaryota; Fungi; Ascomycota; Dothideomycetes; Pleosporales; Leptosphaeriaceae
Biological process (GO): positive regulation of mitochondrial translation
Source: RefSeq, a predicted model, not a curated record